This is a messenger RNA of Medicago truncatula (barrel medic), 961 nucleotides long. Its product is annotated as B3 domain-containing protein Os04g0386900. Gene Ontology annotation, molecular function: DNA binding. NCBI's taxonomy places the organism in Eukaryota, Viridiplantae, Streptophyta, Magnoliopsida, Fabales, Fabaceae. The record is from RefSeq and is a predicted model, not a curated record. The coding region runs from base 301 to 822 and encodes 173 amino acids. The transcript is spliced from 5 exons.
AACCUCACCAAACACAGAAACAACACAAAAGAGACCGACCGCCGUCGACCUCCUCGCCGCCAUUGUCGACCUCGCCGUCGAACGGUUUUCAUCAAAGGGCCAAAGAAAGCUUCUUCCGUUUCCUUUUCUUCUUCAGUGCAAAGUUCCAUUCUCCUCUUCAUUCAAGUUCCGGGUCACGCAUCGUGUCAUGGUGGAGAAGCACAUUUGAAAUGUUUGCAGCGGAAAAGCCAGCUGAGUAGCGGUCGAGUUGCUGUGGGAAAUCGAGCCUCGUUUCCAUCACCUUCUGUUCCUACGACAAAUAUGCAAACGGGUGGAAUUGAACCGCUUACAGGAGAGCCAUACUUUCAUGUCGUCCUUUCGAAAACACAUCUUAGUACCCGUUAUGGAAUGGGGCCGAGCAGCAGCAUAUGUGAAGAACUUCCUUCUAAAGAGGUUCCGACUAUUCUCAAAUAUCGGGGUAAGAGUUGGGGCAUGACUUAUAAUGGGCAGAACAAAACCAAACAGUUUGAUAGUGUUAGCUGGGAAAAAUUUGCUGAAGAUAAUUAUUUGAAGCUUGGAGACGCUUGUGUUUUUGAGCUCAUGAAAAACAGCGAAGAGGAAAUCGUCUUCAAAGUUCAAAUUCUUAGAGGUGAAGAAGAGCCAAUUUUGCUGUCCGAAUUUCCUGGAACAGGAAUGUUUGGACUAUACUUGAAUUUUGGGGAAUGGAAUGAUGCCAUGAUCCAUUAUUUUGGUUUGACUAAAAGGGAUGCAAUGGAACGAAUAUUCAUUGACCCAUUUUGUAGUACCCUGUUGGAAUGGAAUAGGUAUCCUCAUUAUACUUGAAUAGGUACCCUGUUGGAAUGGAAUAGGUACCCCAACGGUUGAGGCUUAGCUUCAUAAGCCUCGGUACCAGAUAGGUAUCCUCAUUGAAGAGAAAAAUGGAAGAGAGCUUAUUGAGUAGAGGUCUUUCAUUAUCUACAAG